Molecule: messenger RNA, 4059 nt
Organism: Aspergillus calidoustus
Lineage: Eukaryota; Fungi; Ascomycota; Eurotiomycetes; Eurotiales; Aspergillaceae
Source: the annotation of a GenBank genome assembly
AUACGACGAAGGCGGUGGGUGGGCAGAAAGGACGGACAUCAGCUUAUUAUUCUCCAAGCUUCUUCUAUCAUAUGAGCCCUUGUUCUUAGGGAUCUGUGGACCUUGUUGAUGCUGUGCGAUGGGUUCGACCAAGCCACAGCGAACCCGCAUGUCUCGGACACUCUCGCCCUUGGAAUAUCUAAUCAUCGAAUGGGACGAUAGUCGUCAAAACACGGAGAAUCGUGGUGCGAAAGGGUAUCGGCACUCAACCGUGGCCGAUGCCAGAUCUGCCAAACUUCGCGUCAUUGGCCAGCCGAGGCCGCGCCGUUUUAUAACACCGAAACACAGGGUCUCCGCCAAGCACGAAGCUCUUUCUCAGACUUGUUGACGUAUCUAUCUUGAAAAUGCUUCGCUUUCUCUCAUUUCUAACAAUACCUUCCUUGGUAGUCUUUUUCGACGGUGCGUCAUGGGGUGUAAAUACUCUGGAUGCAUGGCUUCAUACUCCACCAUCUCGGGCUCAUUUUGGCGACAAUGCUGCUGUUCGCUUUUCAGAGAGCUGGGAGGUGCUUGGGCCAUUUCAAUGUGGUACAAGAGAGGCUGUCUGGGGAGCGGAUCCUCUGGAAUACUGGGGUGGAUUCAGCAACCUGUCGUAUGAUGAAAAAGAGGAAUACAACAGUCCUCUUGCUCCUGGUGGAACUGUAAAAUGGGGGUUGGUUCGACCCAACGUUACGAGUCUUCGCCCAGAUCAGAGCGAGACGGGAAUUGUGGUAAGUUUUCCAGAAGUCGACUGGGACUUUCUCCAAUCCAUCUACGGGUGGUCUGCCCUUCAAUAUCAGGCAUGGGUACGCGGCACUCUACAUAUGAACGGCCCAAUCGACCAGACAGUCGCGAUUUUCAUGGACGGUGUCUUGGAGGUCUCCAUUGACAGUCGACGGCACUUUGGUGGGGACUUCUACAGGUAUCGUAGAGCGCCUUUGAUUUUGGAACUUGCACCUGGAGAGCAUAUCAUUGAAUUCCGCUUGAUUCGUGAUGUCCGGGCUCUGGGUGGCCAGGGUGUCCCCGCAGUCAACAUGGUCUUUGAGACUCAAAUCCGGCACGAAGUUCUCCUCGUUGACGAAUCAAGCCUUUUGAUACCAGAAACAACUGACCAGAGGCUCGGAAGCGCUUGGGCAACAGUAAACGUGCAGAGUAACACGGCAGAGUGGGUGGAGAUCACUUGCAUCAGCUCCCCCGAUAUCAUCCUAGUGAUGGGAAAGCCAGUACAUGUGGCACCGUAUCAGAUUCGACCCCUGAUUUUCCGAAUCGCGGGUGGCCAUGCGUCCAGUAUUGAACUUGCAGCCGUUGUCCGCUACCGUCUUCAUACAGAGGGCAGCGUUCGCACUCUUUCUUUCCGAUUAUCAUUCGUUGAUAAGUCACAAUCUGAGCCUCAAAGGCUGACAUAUCUCCACCCAGCGGGCAUUGUGAGCUAUGCCAUUCUUCGUCCACCCGCGUUAGAGGCACCUUGUGUGUUUGACCAACAUAGCACUUCAUUGCCUAUCCUGAUCGGCCUCCAUGGAGCCGGGCUCGAGGCUGAUAGCGAGGAAGUGCGGCGAAUGCUUGAUGCUGCCGAUGGUAUUUGCGCAUGGACGCUAUUUCCAAGCGGCGUCACUUCAUGGAGCGGUGAUGACUGGCACACUUGGGGAAACGCGGAUAUCAAGGCCGCCGUCAAUGCAAUUUCUCACUGGGUCGAAGCUGUCCGUUGGCGCGGCCAUGGCGUCCUCCCCAACGAGUGGAUAGUAGUAGGACAUUCAAAUGGAGGUCAGGGGGUGUGGUUUCUCACCACGCACCAACCGGAUAAUGUUGUCGCUGCUGCACCUGUAUCAGGAUAUUCCUCCAUUGAAAAAUACGUAUCUUUCAAUAUGUGGCAUGACACUGAGCCUCUGAUAUCGUCUAUACUCCUCCGAGCACGGUCAAGUUUUCGACACGAAAUAUUGUUGGACAACACUGCUGGUAUUCCAAUUUUGCAGCAGCAUGGCUCUGAUGACACGAAUGUUCCCGCAUACCAUUCGCGUCUUAUGCAUGCGCUACUUGAGGAAACCCGUUGGUCGUCUAAAUAUGUUGAGUUAGCUGGUAAAGGCCACUGGUUCGAUGGCGUGAUGACGACCGUUCCACUGUUGAAAUUUUAUCAAGACGCUUUGCAUCCAAAUCGAACCCAGGCUCUUACAGCUUAUACAAUAACCGUUCCAUCAUCUGGAGAUAUGGCGUCCAAGGGAGGCAUAUACGUGGAUCAAUUACAGUCUCCCGAUUUGGCUGGUCGAUUGCAUGUCAGAAGAGAUUUACAGCAUGGAGUUUGGUAUCUGAAGACACAGAAUAUCCAUCGUUUUCAUCUCACCGCUAGAGCAUGCGAAGCUGAGACGUCUAUUCUCUUAAUCAUUGGCGAACCAGGCGUCCAGUUCAGGGUCAACCUGCGGCAGUGUGAAUCCACGUGGUAUAUUAAAGAUGCUGGGGGAAAGUGGGCGAGCUCCAGGGAGACUGAAUGGCAAUCCGUAUCCCAGAGGUAUGGCCGUCAGAUAGGCGCAAUGGACGCUAUCUUGCGCACUCAUGGGCUAUUUACCAUAAGGAUGUGCUCCAGUGGUAUCGAUCACGUGGCCCUUCAGAUCAGCCGCAAUCUAUUACAAUACUUCGCUGCGGACUCUCAAAUCAUGAGGCAUUGCAACCAGUCAACAAAUCAGGACAGUAGGGACUAUGAAGCCAUACCAGGAAACAUUCUCACUCUCGCACUCGGGAAUGGACUGUCCAACUCGUCGUCCCCGUCAUACCCUAUCCGUUUGACAGAUAGUCAAGUUCUGCUUUACAAAGGGUGUUCUCGUUCCAACGCCAGAGGUGAAUUCGGCUUCAAGAAUUGCCACUGUUUUGCGUUUGAUUAUGAACCGGGUAUGGGUGCCUUGUUUCUUCGCCCUUUGGAGAAUGAGGGCCUAGAACUGGUGGUGUGGGGGGCAGAUGUCGAAGGGCUUGAACAGGCAGCCCGUCUCGUGCCCACACUUACCGGAGUUGGCCAGCCUGAACUUAUAAUUCUUAGUAGCAGUUGCCGUUGGAAAGGUCCAGCAGGCCUAUAUGCCGCUGCUCACUUUGAUUAUUCUUGGCAAAUCUCGUCGGGGUCAUACAUUGCCAACGGCAUAUAGCAUACAGAGCUGGAUAAUAGAAGACGAAUUCUACCUACGCGCCUAACCCCAACUCCAGAAAAAAAAAGCGUACCUAGUAGCAUGAGGUAGGCUGAUGUAUUGAAGAGCGUCCCUGUCAGUUCCAGGAUUGAAGUCGUUGCUUUGGCGGUAAUAGGGCUAGGCUCAAAAUGAACAUAUAGGUACGAAUGAGCAAAUUCUGGCUCAUGAUACUCGACUACUACGCCUUUACUGUAUGAUGAGGUCGCCCUUUAGAGCCUCUGCUUUGUGGACUGGUUGUUGAAUAAGCCGUCAAUUUGAGCGCAUUUUCUGCAACUUCCAUUUUCAGCAAUCUCAAAAUACCCGGCCCAAGGUUGAUGAGACUCUUGCCUGGUUUCCUUUCCCGUACCUCUUCAAUGCGCUUCCCUUAUUUUUUUUUGUUACUUCUGUCGUUGCUUCCCGAUCGCCUACUAGCACUUGCUUCUGCAAUCUAAUCUGCUGUUCUAUUUUCUCGACUCUCUGCGUCUCUCUCUUGCCGAUUUCUUUUCUAGAUACUGCAAUCUAUCCUGUGUUUUGCCUGGGGAAGGCAAGCAGAAGACUCCCCUUUCCCUUUCUCCGUGAUCUUUGAAGCAUCUCCUUCAACAUCAUCAAGUUGCCAUUGCAUGUAAGAUUGUUUGGAUCCUGUGCAGCGUGCUUGUCCUUUCCACAGCCUGUUUUCAACUUCUCUGUUCAAGCCUUUCCCCCGUCUUUGCAACUUUCUGCAAUCAGAGGUAAUACACUUUGCUUGAGGCCAAUAUGUCUUUGCUUUCUGCUGCUUCUCCGGAAACUGGCCGCAAAAGUACCGAUGAGACGCCCUCUAGUCAUGGGAGUGCUGACAUUCAUGUGGCACCUGCUGGACGGGAAACAUCAGGCCACAAGCACUCGAACCCCUGCGAUAUCUCCC